Lentinula edodes (shiitake mushroom) is the source of this 1245-nucleotide messenger RNA. Its product is annotated as domain found in IF2B/IF5-domain-containing protein. Gene Ontology annotation, cellular component: cytosol. NCBI's taxonomy places the organism in Eukaryota, Fungi, Basidiomycota, Agaricomycetes, Agaricales, Omphalotaceae. Bases 1 to 1245 code for a protein of 414 amino acids. Gene Ontology annotation, biological process: formation of translation preinitiation complex; formation of cytoplasmic translation initiation complex; translational initiation. The record is from RefSeq and is a predicted model, not a curated record. The transcript is spliced from 4 exons. Gene Ontology annotation, molecular function: translation initiation factor activity; eukaryotic initiation factor eIF2 binding; GDP-dissociation inhibitor activity.
AUGGCUUCAGGCAUAGUAAACAUCCGUCGUGAUGUCGACGACAAAUUCUAUCGCUACCGUAUGCCUCUGCUCACCACCAAAAUUGAAGGCAAAGGGAAUGGCAUUAAAACCGUCAUUCCUAACAUGGCCGACGUAGCUCGUGCGUUGAGCCGUCCUCCUGCCUAUCCUACCAAAUUCUUCGGCUGCGAACUUGGUGCGCAGACCUCGUUUGAUGAAAAGAAUGAACGCUACAUCGUCAACGGCGCUCAUGAUGCUAACCGCCUUCGGGAAUUGCUUGACGGCUUCAUUGACAAAUUCGUCUUAUGCAAGUCUUGCAAGAACCCGGAAACGGAGCUCAUCAUCCUAAAACAAGGUCGUAGCGAGGACAUCAUCCGCGACUGCAAAGCCUGCGGUGAACGCACUGGCGUCGAUAUGCGUCACAAACUCACCACAUUCAUAUUGAAGAAUCCUCCGGUAAAGGUCAAAAAGGGGAAAAAGAAGACGGGUACGGGUGAUGCCGCCGCAGGCGUUGGCGGCGGCGGCGGAGACUCUCCUGAUGCUGAAGCUUCUCCCGCUGAGAAUGGCGAGGAAAGUGACGACGAGUUGACUAAGAAAAUCAAGGCCGAGGCGAAGGACCUUAACAACGAAACGACCUUAGCCAAAGAGGACUGGUCUGCUGACACAUCGCCGGAGGCUGUCAAACAGCGCAUCAAAGCUCUAGAAGGGGGCAUGUCCGGCGUCUCUCUUGGUGGCGACGAUGAGGGCAGCGACGACGACGCAAAUAGUCCAUACGGCCAGCUUGGAAAAUGGGUCGAAGAAAACCGAGACAGUCAUGAAGGAGAUACUAAAACCUUUUUAGUCGCUGUAUACAAGAAAGCGGAGGACUUGGGUAUCGAGAAGAAGCACAAGUCGGUUUUGGUCCUGGCCCAAGCCCUUUUCACUGACGAUGUGCUAAACGAGAUACCGAAGUAUGGUCCAUUAUUUGCCAAGACAGUCAGCUCUGAGAAGCACCAGAAAGCCCUGCUUGGGGGCGUUGAACGACUCGUUGGAUUAUCUCAUCCUGAUCUGCUCCCUGCUGUGCCCAAGAUUCUUAUGGCCCUUUAUCAGCUUGACCUUCUUGAGGAGGAAGUUGUUACGCAAUGGGGUACACAUGUCAGUAAGAAGUAUACCGAUAAGGAGACCAGUAAAAAGGUUAGGAAAGCUAGUGAGCCGUUCUUGAAGUGGCUAGAGGAAGCUGACGACGAUUCCGAUGAUGACGAAGAAUAA